AGCGUGGGUAGCUGAGGUCUUGGCGGCGGGCUGUGGUUUAGGGUCCUGCUGCAGCGAAAGGUGGCAGGGGAGGAGAUAGGCGCAGAAAACCGGCUUGCCGCGGGAGAGCAUAGCGCUCUAGAGGGGCCGGGGACUUAACUCACGGACUUAAUCGGUCGUGCCACCUGCGCUCUUCAUUGUCCUAGAAAAGGCCUGAAGUGGGACUGAAACAAGAGGGCGCAGUUUGCAGGCUGUAAAGUGGGCCUUGCUAAUGAAUCUUAAUAACAAACAGUGCAGACUCUAGGCCAGGCACUGUUCCCAGCUUCACGGUUAAAUCUUGCAACCACGCUGGGAGCUGGGCACUAUUAUUUGCAUCCUUCAGAGGUGGAAACCGCGGAGGUAGAGUCCUCUGAGACAGCUGUGGCUUUGGGAGUCAGUCUGGUUUUAGAGUCGGUGCUCUUCCCACCAUGCUCUGCCGCCUCCCAUUCUCAUUCUCUUUAAUUGUGACUUCAAGCUACUCAGGAAAUGGGAAGAGGAAAUUUCGUAGGAAAUGGGGAGUGUUUUGUUACUUACAAGGGCUCCUUCAAAUGUAACAGUAGGUAACAGAACCGGCGUGGCGGCCCACUAGGGCUUCCUUUUAGGGCUUGCCAGAUUUAGAAGAGUCUGGAGAGUGGAGUAGUAUCAGGACGUGGAAUCUGGAGAGUGGAAGUGGUAUAAGGACCCUUAGAAGAUCUUCCAAGACCCCAGAUACUCAGUUUUACCUGACUUCUGCAUGUUGUCAUCUCGUGUACGCCUGGUCCCCACGGCAGUCCGCCUAGUCCAUUCCCUGAUCCGCGGUUCUUCCCGUUCCUUCAUGGAUCUACAGGCUCUCCUUUCCUCCUUGAAUGACUUUGCAUCCCUCUCAUUUGCUGAGAGUUGGGACAAUGUUGGAUUACUGGUGGAACCAAGCCCACCACACACUGUAAACACGCUCUUCCUAACCAAUGAUUUGACAGAAGAAGUGAUGGAGGAGGCGCUGCAGAAGAAGGCGGAUCUCAUUCUCUCCUACCAUCCGCCCAUUUUCCGCCCUAUGAAGCGCAUCACCUGGAAAACCUGGAAAGAGCGCCUGGUGAUCCGGGCGCUGGAGAACAGAGUCGGGAUCUACUCUCCUCACACGGCCUAUGAUGCUGCUCCCCAGGGAGUCAACAACUGGCUGGCUAAAGGGCUUGGAGUUUGCACCUCCAGACCCAUCCAUGCUUCCAGAGCUCCUGACUACCCCACAGAGGGAACACACAGAGUAGAAUUCAAUGUUACCCACACCCAAGACCUGGACAAAGUCAUUUCUACAGUGAAAGGAAUUGCAGGUGUAUCUGUCACUUCUUUUUCUGCUAGGAGUGAUGAUGAAGAACAAACACGGCUCAGUCUGAAUUGUACUCAGCAAGCUUUGAUGGAGGUGGUGGCUUUUCUUUCCCAGAACAGACAAUAUUAUCAGGAGACUGAAAUUCUGUCACUGGAGAAGCCUCUGCUUCUACAUACUGGCAUGGGACGGUUAUGCACACUGGAUGAGUCUGUCUCCUUGGCAACCAUGAUUGAGCAAAUCAAAAGGCACCUGAAACUGUCUCAUGUUCGCCUUGCUCUUGGAGUAGGGAAGACCUUAGAGUCCCCAGUCAAAGUCGUGGCCGUGUGUGCUGGUUCUGGGAGCAGCGUCCUUCAGGGAACAGAGGCCGACCUCUACCUCACAGGUGAGAUGUCCCAUCAUGAUGUUCUGGAUGCCGCUUCCCAAGGAAUAAAUGUGAUCCUCUGUGAACAUAGCAACACUGAACGAGGCUUUCUUUCUGAUCUUCGAGAUAUGCUGGGUGCUUACUUGGAGGAUAAGAUUAAUAUUAUCGUGUCAGAAAUAGACAGGGACCCUCUUCAUGUGGUAUAAUGCAUGCAGGAACAACCAGAUGACACAGUCUACAAAUCGAAUGGCUCCCAACUCAAAUGCAUAACAUGAAUCAGUGGGGUAUCCUUCUGAAAGAACGUCUUAGAAGGUACAUUAUCAUUUCUGGUUUCUUGAUCUGCUUCACCAGAUGUUCUGUAGCUCAGAAGGUAAAAACAAUAAUGUAAUUACCGUUAAAGAACAAUUAUUAUAAAGGACAAAUUAAAGAAUAUAUUGUAUAUAAUAUGUAUUCAUUAUAACCUCUAGGAAAGAUGGAGUAAACCUGUUUACUUAACAUUCUUGGGAAAUAUCAAUAGCUCAAGUAAUCAUCUCCUUAGCUUAAUUAUAGAUGGGAUGUGUCAUUCUAUAUCUCUCUGUCCUUAGUUAUUUUAAAAAUAUACUUUUCCAAAAAAUAUAUAUAUAUACAUGUAAACUUUAAAAACUUGGGAUUAGAACACCUAUAUAUAGGUAGUAGCCUCUGGAGGGUGAUAAGGUCUGUCUAUAUGUUUCUGUUCCUAGAUCACUAAUCUCCCACCUAAAUUUCAGAAUCAGGAUGAGAUUUAUCAGGAUGAGUUUUUUUUGUUUUUUUUUUUUUUGCCCAUGCUGUGCCGCAUGCAGGAUCUUAGUUCCCCGACCAGGGAUCAAACCAGUGCCCCCUGCAGUGGAAGCACAGAGUCUUAACCACUGGACUGCCAGGGAAGUCCCUCAGGAUGAGUUUUGCUUUUUGUUUUAAAUAUACAUGAUCAUUAUUCAUGUAAUUAUUGCUUUAUUGCUUUUUAGGUAACUCACCUGUAAUUUUAUUAGUAAUGUAUUCAAUAUAAAGAUGGUUAACUUUCAAAAUAAUGUUAGUGAGUACUCAUACAGUAUUAAUUUUGUGCCAGGCACUCUUCUAGGUGCUUUACUUUCAAUCCUUUAUAAACAAGCAUAUAAGUAUUGUUACUCCCAUUUUACAGAUGAGGAAACUGAAACAGAGGUUAAGUAGUUUGCCCAAGGCCACGUAGCUAGGAAGUGAUGGAGUUAGGACACAAACUCAGGCAGUCUGGCUCUGGAGCCUGUGUGCUUAACUACAGUGUAUCUUAAUCAAAUACAUUGAUGACAGAACUGAUAUAAGAGGUAUGGAAGAAAUCCUGAAGGGAAAAAAAACCCCAUUUUAACUGUGAUUUUCUCUGGGGGGUAUGAUGAGAGGUGUCUUUUUUUUUUUUUUUUUUUGGCUGUGUUGGGUCUUCAUUGCUGCGCGUGGACUUUCUCUAGUUGCGGCGAGCGGGGGCUACUCUUCAUAGCGGUGUGCAGUCUUCUCAUUUUGGUGGCUUCUUUAGUUGCGGAGCACGGGCUCUAGGCAGGCAGGCUUCAGUAGUUGUGGCACAUGGGCUUAGUUGCUGCGCAGCAUGUGGGAUCUUCCCGGACCAGGGAUCAAACCCAUGUCCCCUUCAUUGGCAGGCGGAUUCUUAACCACUGCGCCAUCAGGGAAGUCCCCGAGUUUUUUCUUUUUAAUGCUUUUAUAUGUAUUUCCAAUUUCUCCACUGAGCAUGUUAGUCUGGUAAUGGCAAAAGCAAAUCUUUUUUUUUUGAAAUGCAUCCUCUUUAUUUAUUUAUUUAUUUAUUUAUGGCUGUGUUGGGUCUUCGUUUCUGUGCGAGGGCUUUCUCUAGUUGCAGCAAGCGGGGGCCACUCUUCAUCGCAGUGCGCGGGCCUCUCACUAUCGUGGCCUCUCUUGUUGCGGAGCACAGGCUCCAGACGCGCAGGCUCAGUAAUUGUGGCUCACGGGCCCAGUUGCUCCGUGGCACGUGGGAUCUUCCUAGACCAGGGCUCGAGCCCGUGUCCCCUGCAUUGGCAGGCAGAUUCUCAACCACUGCGCCACCAGGGAAGCCCAGCAAAUCUUUUAAAAUACUAUUUGUCUAAGAUGAGAAAGCAUAGAAUUUUAUAUUUCCUUUGUAGGAUCCUUUUCCUACCAAUCUUUUUUUCUCCUGGAGGCUUUGGGAUCCUAACUUAUAAAUUAUUCUUGGUGGUUCAUCUGUAAUACUGAUUCACUACAGAAAUAACCAAUAGGAGUGAGCCUUAUGAAAUGCCCCCAGUUAGAGUUGGAGGAGCCACCAAGAAAGGUGGGAGAACAGCUAAGUGUCAGAAGCCAAGAAGUAGAAAGCUUCAAUGAGAUGGUCAGCUUUGUCAAAGUAGAGAGAAUGAGAUAGCAGCUUUGAGAGACUGUCUUAAUGGUAUUUGCUUCAUUCAUUCAUUCAUUGUUUGCUUUCUGUGUGCUGGGCCCAUAGAGAUGUGGGGAGGAUAGGACAGAAAUUUGGAUGACGGUUACAAUAAACUCUUAAGUAACUAUGAUAAAGAUAUGCAUAGGGUUUAUAGGGAAGGUCUUCUGGGGAAAGGGGGUAGAAUUCAGUCAAGAGGGACAGCUUGAACAAGUGCACUAAGUAGAGAAACAGCACAGCACAUUGAAAAACCCCAGUAAUUAAUUCAUUAUUGUCACGGUGGAAAGCACAACGCAGGGAAGGUAUGGUCAGAGGUGAUGAUGAAGAAAUAAACUGAGGCCAGUAGCUCUCAAACCCUCCUUUUUUCUUUAUAGCACACUCAAGGUGUGAUGUGAUUUCAUCUGUAACAGUGACUGACGACAGCAGUAAGGAUCUCAAUGGAGCUGAAGUAAUUUUAUGUUAAAUCCAGUUUCUUUACUGGCAUGCUAGCAUUUCUAAAUAAUUAAAAAUACCCCCAAACACAUCCUAUGCAGGAUUUAUUUUUAUUUUUUAUUUUUUUCUUCCUGUGCAGUUUUUAAAAUAUAAAGUACCACUCAAGAUUAUUUACUUUCAGCUGUCAAAUUUUCUGAACUGUUAACUUUAACAUGUUGAUCGCUUAGUUGUAUAUACCAUUGCUUUUCAAACUUUAAUGGGUACCAGAGCAUCUGGAGAUUUAGUUAACAUGCAGAUUGAUUCAGAUGCUCGAGUAAGGGCCCAAGCAUUUCUUAAGUUCCCAGCAGAUGCUGAUGCUGCCAUUUUGAGGACCACACUUUGGGGAGCAAAAGUAAAGAUGCUAAAGCAUUUAGGUGACCUAAAUACUUAAGACUUGAGGCCCAAGUGAUAUAUGCCAAAAUAAUGAAAAUUUGGUAAUAAGCUUUGUUAUACUCAUGCUUAAAGUUAUAUUUUCCAUAGCAUUAGUUAUUUCAAAUUUACUUUAUUCAACACAUUAAGGAUACUGUAAUUUUUAAUGCUGUUAAAACCUCAACUAGAUAUUUCACAUCACAUUUUCAUAUUCUCUCAACUGCCUAGCACAGAGCCUUCUACUUAGUAAGUUCUCAACAAACAUGAAUUAACAUGGCUUAACAGCAAUUUGAAAAAUUAAAGAGACUCUCCCAAGGGAGAGAAAUCAAAUAAUUACAAAAAGCCUGAGAAAGUAAUUUACAUGACAGUUUAUUUAUCCCUUGGCUUUUAGGAGACACAAUCUGUGAUGAGGCAGACUCUCAUGACUCACUGUUAGAUCUGAGAGCUACUCAGGACUAAGCUGGAAGAGUCACCUUACCUCCUAGAAUGUAGGAAAAUACAUUGUGAACGUGCUACUGGCUCCAGGUUUGAAUUGGGUGGGGGGAAGAAUACAGUUGUCCCUUAAACAAUGUGGGGUUUAGGAGUGCUGACCUUCUGCACAGUAAAAAAUCCAAGUAUAACUUAUAGUUGGCUCUUCCUGUGUAGGCUCAGUUUCUCUUUAUAUAUCCGUGGGUUCAACCAACCGUGGACUGUGUAGUACUGUAGUAUUUACUAUUGGAAAAAAUCUGCAUUUAAGUGGACCCACACAAUUCAGACCUGUGUUGUUCAAGGGUCAACUGUAGAUUUCUAAAGUUUUGUUAGUAAUUUUUUUUUAAAGUAAAACCUAUGCACCAUCCCUCAAACUUACUGAUCUUUUGUAUGAAUGACAUGUUCAUAUAUUAAAAUGACAAACAUGAUGCUAAGAAAGUUCGGUUUCUGGAGUAUCACAAGAACCGUUUUAGAACUCCCUGCCUAAGGAAUUCAGUAUUACGCCAAGUUUGUAGAGUGUUAACUGUCUGUCCUGCAUCCCCUGUGCCUUUUUUGGCCUAUUUUAGCCAUUUUGUUAAGAGAGGCCAGAAAAAUCUUUCAAGGCUUCAGGUCUGUUCAAUCUUGCGAGAAGUGAGUAACAGCAGAAGUUUGGAGCCUUAGCAAUCAAACUGAUAGAGCUUAAGCAACACUGAUGUUGAAACAAGGUAAUGAAGAACGUAUAAUUCUGCCAAGAUCACCAUCAGAACUGUAAGAUGCACUCAUAAAACUUGUGAAGCACUUCAAGAUAUCUUUAGUAAAAAAACCCAGUACUAUAAAUGAAAAAAAAAAUGGUUAUAUCCAAAUUGGUUUCUUUAUUAAUAGUAAAGACUAUUCACAUAUACUGCUUGCAAACAGUAUAGACACAAAAAUUAUAAAAAUAAACCAGUAGAUAUUUAAGGGCAAAUGCAAAGUUUGCACAUUAGUUCAUUAAAGAUUUCGUAUACUUUUUUAUACUGUAAGUUAUUAUAAACUAAAUAUAUUAAGCAAAAAACAAAAACAAGGUGCAAACCAGCAAGUAUCAUAUGCCACCAUUUGUGUUUUUAAAAUGAGAAAUACAGACAAAUAUCCUUAGAUGUGCAUAGAAUACCUUGGGAAGAAUGCUUAAACUGCUGUCAAUGGCUGCCUAAGGGACUGGAUCAGAGGAUGGUAAGGAAAAUCACUUUUCAUUGAAUAUCCUUUGGUACAAUUUAAAAAUUUUAGAAUCCUAUUCAUGUAUAAAUUUAAAUAUUUUGACUAGUAAUUAUGCUUAAGACUAAACCCCUUAAUACAUGGAUUUAAAAUAAAAUUCAUUAUAUGACACAAAGAAAUGAUUUUAAAAAUUCUGAUCAUUUUGGGAAAUACUUUCAUAAAAGGGGUUUACAAGAUGAGAAAUGAGUGAGAAAUGAUGAUGCAGUAUAUUACAGUGAUAUUUUAAUGAAGAAUUUCAUUUCCAAGUAUGAAAUAGUUCAGGGAGUAUGUGAAGACUAUCAGCUGACUACAGUGGCCAAGAUUAGCCUUCUUUUCCUUCCUAAGAGAAAAAAAGGCUUGAGUAUUUAGGAGGUUUGAAAUUGUCAUUUUAAGAAAAAAAACUGAAAUGUCUUACAGUGAAUUUUAGGCCUGCUUGAUAGAGAAAUCAAAUUCAUUUAAAGCCAGCCAUUAAUAUGCUGCUCAUCUGCAUGUUAUUCAAGAAAAGAAAAACAUGUUGAUAUACAAGAAUAGUUAAAUUUUUAUUUUCUGUUGCCUUGAAAAAAUAACUAAAAUGAAAUUCAGGUUUGUGUUUCUCUAGCCUGGCUUCUAACUUGUAUCAUGAAGGUGACGGCACAGACGUUAACUGUCCUGAGCAGCGCGAUCUGUUACUGUUCAUGUGCUUGCUGGGAUGGGCAUGCACCCUAUCUACGCUUCAUGUUUUUCCUACUCUCCCAACUGAACAGCAUCGUGCUCCUUCCUCCUCUAUCAAUCAAUCAGCGUGUAGCCUAAAUCCAAAAGGAGAAAGCUGAAUCACCCACUUUACCCCCAACCUUACACCUUUUGUUAAGCCAUUUCAGAAACAGUAAGAGAUGAUCUGCCUUCUCUGUUAUACUCUUCAAUUCUGACACAUGGAAUAGCAAAUAAAGCCGAUUUACGUGA
Messenger RNA from Balaenoptera ricei (Rice's whale), 7524 nucleotides. It is a transcript of the gene NIF3L1, whose product is annotated as NGG1 interacting factor 3 like 1. The coding region runs from base 752 to 1885 and encodes 377 amino acids. The transcript is spliced from 7 exons. Gene Ontology annotation, cellular component: mitochondrion; cytoplasm. NCBI's taxonomy places the organism in Eukaryota, Metazoa, Chordata, Mammalia, Artiodactyla, Balaenopteridae. The record is from RefSeq and is a predicted model, not a curated record.